AUGCACCGCCUAGACAACGUUCUGGAGCAGCUGUCGGCUCUUAGCAACACGCAGAAAUGCCAGCCUCAAUACACCGCGCAAUGGCACCUGGUUGGCGUUUCCCUUGAAGCGUUAUUGAAAAGAUACUUCAGCUCCGCUGGCGCGCCGCCUGCGAUAUGCCCCUGCAACCGACCCCGCGACAGGGCUACAAGAAUGAACUCCUAG
Molecule: messenger RNA, 204 nt
Organism: Babesia bigemina
Lineage: Eukaryota; Apicomplexa; Aconoidasida; Piroplasmida; Babesiidae
Exons: 1
Coding region: 1-204 (67 amino acids)
Source: RefSeq, a predicted model, not a curated record